CCAGUCCCUCAUUUCCUGGUUAAACAUGGCGGAUGAGAAUGAGACAGCACCGAAGCCGGAGAAAAAAGAGGAGCUAGAAGAGGACCACGGACACUGCAGCGACUGCGAAAAUGAAGAGCACCAUUUUGACGACGGGGAAAAGGGUGACACAGGGGCCAAGAAGAAGAAAAAGAAACAAAAGAAAAAGAAGGACAAGUCUGCAGGAAAGGACUCUGCACAGGACCCAUUGGCCAAAGUAAACUCUUUACCUGCUGAUAAGCUUCAGGAGAUCCAGAAAGCCAUCGAGCUCUUCUCAGUGGGACCAGGACCAGCCAAAACCAUGGAAGAGGCAUCCCGUCGCAGCUACCAGUUCUGGGACACUCAGCCUGUCCCGAAACUAGGAGAGAUGGUGACUUCACAUGGUUGCAUUGAGCCUGAUAAAGAUAGCAUCCGAGAGGAGCCGUACAGCCUUCCUCAGGGUUUCAGCUGGGACGCUCUGGAUUUGGGCAACCCCGGUGUGCUAAAAGAGCUCUACACUCUCCUGAAUGAGAACUACGUGGAGGAUGAUGACAACAUGUUCCGCUUUGACUACUCACCGGAGUUCUUGCUGUGGGCUCUCCGCCCCCCAGGCUGGUUGCCACAGUGGCACUGUGGUGUGAGAGUGAACUCGAAUCAGAAACUAGUGGGCUUCAUCAGUGCCAUCCCCGCCAACAUCCGCAUUUAUGAUAUAGAGAAGAAGAUGGUAGAGAUUAACUUCCUGUGUGUGCACAAGAAGCUGCGCUCCAAGCGUGUGGCUCCAGUCCUGAUCCGAGAAAUCACCAGACGGGUCAACCUGCAGGGCAUCUUUCAGGCUGUCUACACUGCAGGAGUGGUACUACCCAAACCAGUGGGCACUUGCAGGUACUGGCAUCGGUCCCUGAACCCACGGAAGCUGAUUGAGGUGAAGUUUUCACAUCUGAGUCGGAACAUGACUAUGCAACGCACCAUGAAGCUAUAUCGACUGCCGGAGGCUCCCAAGACUGCAGGCUUGAGGCCGAUGACUGUAAAGGAUAUCCCAGCUGUGCACCGCCUGCUGCAGGAGUACCUGCGUCAGUUCAACCUGGCACCCUCCAUGAAUCAAGAGGAGGUGAAGCACUGGCUUCUUCCUCAGGAGAACAUCAUCGACACCUAUGUGGUGCAGAAUGCAGAGGGGAAGGUGACCGACUUCUUGAGUUUCUACACCCUGCCGUCCACCAUCAUGAACCACCCAGUGCACCGCAGUCUGAAGGCUGCCUACUCCUUCUACAAUGUGCACACAACCACGCCGCUGCUUGACCUGAUGGGAGACGCACUGAUCCUAGCCAAAUCGAAAGGAUUUGACGUCUUUAAUGCACUGGACCUGAUGGAAAACAAGACCUUUCUGGAGAAGCUGAAGUUCGGUAUUGGAGAUGGGAACCUGCAGUAUUAUCUCUACAAUUGGAAAUGUCCCAGCAUGGGUUCAGAGAAGGUUGGACUGGUCUUGCAGUGACCCCCUUCCAUCAUGAAGCCCUUCCUUUCGUCAUAGUGAAGCCAAGUUAUGACAUCAUGCACUGACCACCUGACAGAAACUACAGAGGGACUUCCAGGUUUAGGAAGAAAAAGCCACCGCCCAUUUUCUUUCUUUCUAUUUUUUUUUUUUCUUUUCCUUCUUUUUAUUUCUGCACUUGAACUUUUUGGACCUGCACUGCUGCUGCCAGGCCGAGAGAACUGUUUCUUUUCUUUCUUUUUUUUUCUUUCCUUUCCAACUUUCUUUCUUUCUUUACAUCUCCCUCCAUACAGGGAUCUGAAGCCACUGUAAUUACCAUCAUCGGGCAACAACACAAAGCUGUUGCGGUUGUCAAUUGUAUUCAGUAAUGAGCGAUAGUACACACACUCGAGCAGCUGAUACUCCCUCACACAUACUCCCAUGAUGCCAACAAACAUUAAUAACACUUGUACUUACAUGCUGACACAGUCGACAGACUUCCCAUAUACAGCAGGGUUUUUUUCUCCCCGUCCAUAAUAAUCUGGGAGGCGCUUUUGCAAGAAAAGUAUUAAAAAAAAGGACAAAAAAAAACAAAAAAACUAAUCUUUGUCGUCCUCCCUCAGUGUUUGUGACAAAAAUUGUAACAAUACAAUCAAGAGCACCAGAAAAUACCUUAAUAAAUGAGAAAAGCCAACAAAAGUCAGAAUAAGGUAAUACAAUCCAAAGUGUGGACGUUACAAGGGCUGCUGUCGAUAAUUUGACUUUUUUUUUUCUUUUUUUUUUUUUUUAAGAUUAUUCUUUCAUUCUCUCUGUUAUUGUCAUAAAACUGUAUUAUUGUUGGGCUUUUUUGGAUUCAUUUUGACUAGCUGAUGUGGUACUUGCAAGAGAGAGAGAUUUUCUUUUUUCUUUUUUUUGUGUUGUCUUUUAGUCUUUUGCUUUUCAUGAUCUCUUUCUAAUCGGAUCUAAUGGAUCGCUGCUUCAUCACUAACUGCCUGUGAUUCCUGUUCACUGUAAUGCCAACAGAGAAGAAGCCCUGUGUAAAUAAGCCAAUAACGAGUAACACCAAUGUAAUAUCAAUAAAACGCUGACUGACUGCUAGGAGUCCAGAAAACCAUGGACCUGUGGACUAAUAGAAGAAUUUCUGAGGGCAAAUCAUCAUGACUAAGGCAUGGAUCUGUGAGAGUGGGAUGGAGGGCAGGAGACGGGUCAGGGGUUCGGGAAGCGGGUGGGGGAAAUAUUUAAUGUAUUUGAGAGUGAAAUAUGAUGAGUUUUGUGGGGACUGGUUUGGGGGCGUUUGGGGGGUAAAGUCAAUAAGUCAAAAUCUAAUAACCUUAAAUAAUUGGCAGUUCUUCAUAAAAUUCUACUGCUAUAGAAAAAAACAUUGACUAGUAUUUGAGUUGAGAACAUGCACUUUGAACAUUUUGGCCUGGCAUGUGUUCUCUUUCUUUUUUUUUUUUUUUUUUUUUUUUUGGCUUAAUUCAGUAUUUUAGACAGGAACCAAGAGCAGUUCUACUGUUAAGAUUUAAAGGUGGGGUAAAUGGUUCUUUGAGUGUUGCAGUAGAGCAAACACUUUUUUUCAUAAAGAGCCAUGAGGUGGUACAAAAAUGCUUAGUUUUUGAACCCAAAGUGUUUUUUUUCCUGUAGCAUCACUCAAAGAGCCACUUGUUAUACCUUUUUAUUUUAAAGAGUGUAUAGCAGUAGAGUUUUGUGACUGUUAACUGUUGUCUACUGAGGUUCUGUUGUGAACCGUAUAGAGAACAUCAUCAUCAGAUGAUUUGAGCUGAUGGUAACGGUUGAAAACACAAUGUGGUCUUUUGGUUUUCAUGACUGAGAGGAAACAAACUGUCAAAAAUUGAGAUUUUUUUGUGCUAAAUAAAAGUAGACAUUGCUGUGAGGA
Astyanax mexicanus (Mexican tetra) is the source of this 3359-nucleotide messenger RNA. RefSeq names its product N-myristoyltransferase 1a (gene nmt1a). Gene Ontology annotation, molecular function: glycylpeptide N-tetradecanoyltransferase activity. Bases 26 to 1486 code for a protein of 486 amino acids. Gene Ontology annotation, cellular component: cytoplasm. Gene Ontology annotation, biological process: N-terminal peptidyl-glycine N-myristoylation. The record is from RefSeq and is a predicted model, not a curated record. NCBI's taxonomy places the organism in Eukaryota, Metazoa, Chordata, Actinopteri, Characiformes, Acestrorhamphidae. The transcript is spliced from 12 exons.